AUGGGUCGAAAAGCAAAUUUUUUAGGCCCUCCUGAAACCUCAACGCGUCGAAGGACAAACCAAAUAGUCAUUCAGGAGGAUAUACCAACCAUAAAUCAAGUUCGACCACCAAGACCACCCCCCGAAACAGAACCCGUGAGAGCAGGAUUAGAACAACAAGUAGUUCGACAAGAUACCCCUGAAGAACAACCAGGGAGGGUAGCGAUGGUUAAUAGAAACCAAAAUGCUGACGAAGUGAUUCACAGGGUUAGGCAAAAUAAUCAGAUGGAAACAAAUCUAACUGCUAUGAUAGAGAGGAUUAUGGCCCAAAAUGGUCUGAACACCGGACUUCGAAGGCCAAAUUAUACCUCUCCUUUAUCAGAUUAUGUUUUACAAACUGAAUUACCUAGGGGUCACAAGGUCCCUAAGUUUACCAAAUUUUCAGGAGAUACUACUGAAUCUACCACAGAGCACAUAGCCAUAUAUAUGAUUGAGGCCGGAGAUUUGGCGAACAAUGAGGAUCAGAGGAUAAAAUAUUUCCGUAGUUCUCUAACCAAGAACUCUUUCACAUGGUUCACGACACUACCACCAAAUUCUAUAGAUACUUGGUCUCAGUUAGAAAAGUUGUUCCUUGAACAAUUCUAUAUGGGUCAAACUAAGAUAAGUCUCAAAGAGUUGGCCAGUAUUAAAAGGAAGUUUACUGAACCUAUAGAUGAUUAUCUGAACAGGUUCCGUCUUUUAAAGGCUAGAUGCUUUACAGUGGUGCAUGAACACGAACUAGUCGAAAUGGCCGCUGGAGGUUUAGAUUACUCUAUCAGGAAGAAAUUGGACACGCAGUAUCUGUGA
This is a messenger RNA of Vicia villosa (hairy vetch), 825 nucleotides long. RefSeq lists its product as uncharacterized. The coding region runs from base 1 to 825 and encodes 274 amino acids. The transcript has a single exon. The record is from RefSeq and is a predicted model, not a curated record. NCBI's taxonomy places the organism in Eukaryota, Viridiplantae, Streptophyta, Magnoliopsida, Fabales, Fabaceae.